Molecule: messenger RNA, 699 nt
Organism: Echinostoma caproni
Lineage: Eukaryota; Metazoa; Platyhelminthes; Trematoda; Plagiorchiida; Echinostomatidae
Source: the annotation of a GenBank genome assembly
AUGACGUCUUCCAUUGAAACAGCUAAAAAGCGAGCUUGUGAGCUUGCUGUGAAUGAGUGGCUCAAGGAUGGACAAGUGAUUGGAGUGGGUAGUGGCACCACAAUCGAAUAUGCUGUAAAAGCUAUCGGUGAGUACACGUUUCUUGAUACUCAGUGCAUCAUUGCAGCAAAUAAGGUCGCCCAGGAAAAACUAAAUAUCAAAUGCGUACCGACGUCUUUCCAGCUUGAUGUAGCAUUCGAUGGUGCAGAUGAAAUCUGCGAGGAUUUUACUCUCAUCAAGGGUGGUGGGGGUUGUUUACUUCAGGAAAAAAUUGUGGCCUCGUGUGCCUCAAAUUUCAUAGUGCUGGCUGACGAACGAAAAUGUUCAAAAAAACUUGGUACUCAUUGGUCCAAAGGUUUACCAAUUGAAGUCAUACCAAUGGCCUUUCGCCCGGUUCAGUCGCGGAUAGAAAAACUAUUCGGAGGCAAAGCUGUUCUCCGACCAGCAAUAUCCAAAAUGGGUCCACAAUUGACCGAUAACGGGAAUUUCCUCAUUGAUUGGCAUUUCGAUCCUAACCUGGACUAUGAUUGGCCCAAAGUGGAAAUUGAGCUCCUACGUAUUCCCGGUAUUGUGGAAACCGGACUGUUCAUUCGGAUGGCACGCAAAGUUUACAUCGGUAAUUUGGACGGUUCGACCAAAAGUUGGUCAGCUUCUGUAUGA